Messenger RNA from Drosophila kikkawai, 2548 nucleotides. RefSeq names its product cyclin B3 (gene CycB3). The record is from RefSeq and is a predicted model, not a curated record. Lineage: Eukaryota; Metazoa; Arthropoda; Insecta; Diptera; Drosophilidae. Gene Ontology annotation, biological process: regulation of cyclin-dependent protein serine/threonine kinase activity; mitotic cell cycle phase transition. Gene Ontology annotation, cellular component: nucleus; cytoplasm; cyclin-dependent protein kinase holoenzyme complex. Gene Ontology annotation, molecular function: cyclin-dependent protein serine/threonine kinase regulator activity.
UCCCUGGUAUUUUCCUGGCCCGGUCACACUAUCCGCAAGCGACGCUGGCCUGGCGCUGUUUUUCGAUUUCUGCUCUUUAUCUCCCAAUCGCCGUCGGCCAAGCGCUACAACUCCAGCUGAAACGAGGAAUUUGUGUUGUGAGUUUGUGUGAGACGACGACCGAGCAGCAGCUUUAGCAGCCUGAAAACGAGAUCAGUAGUCCGCACAGCCGCUGCAGAAACUAGUGCCAAGGAGACCAGUGACGCCGCAAAACAGCAAUAAAGCGGCCAGAGGACUAGAGCCGCACACAAACAACAACGAGCACUGCAUUUCAAAAUGGCGCCGGCAAAGGCAACGCGCGGGGUCAUGGCUGUCGGGCAGCCAGCCGCCGCCAAUCCACUCCUGGUCCCUGGGGCCGCCACCCGGCGGGGCCGGAGGGGCAUCGCCGCCAACAUAGACCCCAAUGCCGAGAACAUGCAGACGCGCGCCAAGCGCAAGGCCGAUCACAGCCCCAUCAAAAACGACAAAAUCAAGCGCUCGGCGCUGGGCAACCUCACCAAUAAUGUUAAGAUCAUGUCGCUGCAUCCCGGUAACGAUGAGGAGGCCUCUGGCUCUAUGGACAAAAAGCCGACGGCCCAGCAGCUGCAGGCGCUGAUGGAUGCCAAGAACCAGGACAAAAAACUAAUCUUGAACGUCUUCUCCGAUGCGGCGCCCAGCAAGGUGAUGACGCGCGCCUCCAGCAAGUCUGAUGAUGCGGUGGAGAACUGCCACAAGGUGCUCGACAAGAUCGAGGAGGCAUUGGCCAGGCCCAAGCCGCGCGUCAAGGCUGAGCCGCGCGUCAAGGCCGAGCCGGCCGCCAAAAAGACUGCUGUUUUGGAGGAAAUGCCGAUGCCAGCUGCUCCCCAGCCCAUUCCCGUGCUGUUUCCGCCCAAACAGAACCUGGCCGUACCACCGCCCGGCGCCAUCAAGCCGGUGCGCCGCAUAUCAAACGACUUCAAUAAGACUGAGGACAGCCUAUACAUGUCCGCCCUGGAGGAUGUCUCCAGCAGCGAUUCCAUGCGCCUGUCUGGCAACUUCGAGGCGGCGCGUCGUCGCUCCGCCAAGUUACAGCUAAAGACUGAGCAGCAGCCGCAGCCGCAGUUGCUGCCACUGCCGGAGAGUGCUCCCAGCCAGGUGGUGCCCAUUCAGCCGGUGCCCCAAGGCGUGGAGGAUUUCGACCGCAAGAACUGGGACGAUCCCUUCCAGGUGUCCCACUACGCCAUGGACAUCUUCAACUAUCUGAAGACUCGCGAGCCGGAGUUCCCCAUUGCCGACUACAUGCCCCGUCAGGUCAACCUCACCACCUGGAUGCGCACACUGCUGGUCGACUGGAUGGUGGAGGUGCAGGAGACGUUCGAGCUGAACCACGAGACUCUGUACCUGGCGGUCAAGAUCGUUGACCUGUAUCUGUGCCGCGAGGUGAUCAACAAGGAGAAGCUGCAGCUGCUGGGCGCCGCCGCCCUGUUCAUUGCCUGCAAGUACGACGAGCGCUCGCCGCCGCUGAUUGAGGACUUUCUGUACAUCUGCGACGGGGCCUACAAACACGACGAGCUGGUGCGCAUGGAGCGGGAGACGCUGCGCAUUAUCAAAUACGAUCUGGGUAUCCCGUUGUCGUACCGCUUCCUGCGCCGCUACGCCCGCUGCGCCAAGGUGCCGAUGCCCACGUUGACGUUGGCGCGCUAUAUCCUCGAGUUGUCGUUGAUGGACUACGCCACCAUUUCGUUCAGCGACUCGCAGAUGGCUUCCGCCGCCCUCUUUAUGGCGCUGCGCAUGCACGGCGGAGCUGGGCAGCUGGACAAGGAGACCUGGACCCCAACGCUUAUAUACUACACGGGAUAUCAGUUGGCAGAGUUUGCCGAAAUAAUUCCCGUGCUGAACGCCGGACUACAUCGCAAGCCACGGACCACAAUCAAGACGAUACGGAACAAGUACUCGCACAAGAUAUUCCACGAGGUGGCCAAGGUGCCGCUGCUGACCAACCAGGAGCUGUUCCAGAGCAACCUGGACAUGAACGAAAGCAAUCUGUCGUAGGACAGCCCUCAAGUUUAGCCAAAUUGAAAUUCAAAUCGAGCUGAAAAUGUUACGCUUCAGUUAGGCUCUAAGACGCUUCAGCCACCCGGCACCUGACCCGACCCCUGAUCCCCUCCCGCCCCACCAUGAAAAAGACGAAUACUGCGGACGCGACCGCCUCAAUCAAAAUCCUGACCCAAACCCACCAACCAAUCCCCGCCCCCCCAAGUCACCACAAUUUAUUAUAUCUUAUGUUUUGUGACCUUUGCAUAUUUUUGCAUAAAUAUUGUGUUAAGAGAUCCCCUUCCGUUUAUUUAACCAUGUAUUAUUGUUUAGUUUUCACGUAUACAUACAUACCCAGGCAUUGUAAAGCUAAGCAGGAGUGCUCCCCCUCAUCAUCGCCCACUCCCACCAUCUAACUAUUCAUCUCUAGCGAUCGGGCAAUUCAUGUUUUAAUAUGUACGCUAGUUUUAAGAGCUGCCAGCACUAAAUAAACCUAACGCCUAAGCACCAAAGCCGA